Pecten maximus is the source of this 14178-nucleotide messenger RNA. RefSeq names its product bifunctional heparan sulfate N-deacetylase/N-sulfotransferase-like. Gene Ontology annotation, cellular component: Golgi apparatus. Lineage: Eukaryota; Metazoa; Mollusca; Bivalvia; Pectinida; Pectinidae. Gene Ontology annotation, molecular function: heparan sulfate N-sulfotransferase activity; deacetylase activity. The record is from RefSeq and is a predicted model, not a curated record.
CGAUUGAGCAUGCGCGCACGAUUUAUUUCCUGUGAAAGGGAUGAUUAUUUUCCAGUCCUACGCUUCGAUACGUUAUAACAUAUGCUAGAUAGUGAAGACGCUGGAAACAGAGACUUGAUGAGGUUGUUAUUGUGACAGAAAACAUAUGAAGUCCUUUUCCCACUGGAUACUUCCAAUUCUGGAAUGAUGGAUUAUGGAUGAAGAUUAAAAGAGAAAGUCAAUUUCAAACCUGGCAUUUAUAUCAGGUUUGAAGAGUCAGACCUGAAAAUGUUGUGUCGAAGAAACGUUGAACGUUUGAAAAUGAUGUUCCAUCGCUGGCCAUCAUACAGUUUGCGAUCAUGGCCACGUUCAAUACGAAAGUUAUUGUCUAUAGGGGUAUUUAUAGUAAUAAUCUUGGUUAUAAUUCUGUCUUAUCAAUUAAAGAUCAUCGGAAGUAGUCGUCGAAAAGUGAACCCACCUCAGCCAUCCAUUACUUGUCGAUUUGAUCAUUCUCAUAAAUCAUUAGUCAAGCCCAAGAACCAUAACUCUCGUGAUAGUAGACAUGUAUCUAAACGUGUGUUAGUACUUGUGGAAUCUCCGUACACCAGUCUCGCAAAGCAUAUCAUUACUGUGUUAGAGGCAGCUAGGAUCGAAUAUAAAAUUGAAAACACAGGCAGAAACCUGCCAACAUUGACACACUUUGACAAAAGUAAAUUUGGUGUGAUCAUUUUAGAAAACUUAGAGGCAUAUGUGAAUAUGGACAACUGGAAUAGACAACUUCUCGACAAAUAUUGUCGCGAUUACAAAGUCGGCAUGAUUAUAUUUGUUCAUUCUGUAGAUGAGUAUGGAAUAGAUAGAGAAAAAGUGCCUGGGUUUCCUUUAUUAUUGAGGUACAAUAUGGCUUUAAAAGACUAUACACUGAAUUUAUUUAGUGACAUUUGGAGAAUAACGCGUCCUGGAGAGAUUUGGGAGGGAACUCUUCAACAAGACGAUUGGACUGUCUUUGAAUUCAAUCACUCGACGUAUGAACCUUUGGCGUAUGCGAAAGCAGCACCCCCACCUUUCCUGGAUGCCGGAUACCAGGUGGACAACAGGACACUGGUCAGUGUGUUACAGGACCGAGGCACAUUUGAUGGUAUACAGAAAGUGUUCUUUGGUAAUGGACUGGACUUCUGGUUACACAUUCCGGUCUUACUGGAUGUACUUUCCUAUCUGUCUCAUGGUAAACUUAGUCUUCCGUUGGAACGGUUCAUCCAGAUUGACGUCGAUGAUAUCUUUGUCGGGAUUACUGGUACCAGAAUGACACCUGUUGAUGUAGAGGCUAUGGUUCAAGCUCAAGAACGUCUUCAGAAGCAGGUUCAAGGGUUCAAGUUCAACCUUGGGUUCUCUGGAUGGUUCUUUCAGCAUGGCAACUCUCUGGAGAAUGAAGGCGACCGUAAAAUAUUAGAACAAAGACACAAGUUUUGGUGGUUUGGUCACAUGUGGAGACAUGAACAAGCUCACAAGUUUACUCAGGAUCACCUAGAGCGCUCCAUGUUGCUGAACUACCAGUUUGCGAAGGACCAUGACAUCCCCAUCUACCAGCAGUAUGCUGUUGCGCCCCAUCACUCGGGGGUGUACCCUGUACAUGAGCCUCUCUAUCAGUCCUGGAAAAAUGUUUGGGAUAUACGAGUCACCAGUACGGAGGAGUAUCCUCGACUCUACCCUGCCUGGAGGCGCAGGGGAUUCAUACACAAAGGCAUUAUGGUUUUACCUCGACAAACAUGUGGACUGUUCACACAUACACUGUUCUUGGACAAGUACCCUGGGGGCCGACAGAUCCUAGACAACAGCAUUCAAGGGGGAGAACUCUUCCAGACAUUCCUGUUUAAUCCGAUAAACAUCUACAUGACACAUUUGGGGAACUACGCCAAUGACAGACUGGCACUGUACACAUUUGAGAGCGUGAUCAAGUUUGUACAGUGCUGGACCAAUUUGCAGCUGAAGCAGGUGCCCCCUUUAGAGUUGGGUAUCAAGUAUUUUGAGAUGUACCCCGAGGAGAGGGAUCCCCUCUGGCAGAAUCCUUGUUUAUACAAGCGUCAUCUAGCUAUAUGGUCCACAAACAAGAGCUGUGACAGACUGCCUAAAUUCCUCGUCAUUGGUCCACAGAAAACAGGUACGACAGCCCUGUAUACAUUCCUGUCCCUCCACCCAGCCAUCCUCAGUAACUACAACAGUCCUGAUACCUUCGAGGAGGUCCAGUUUUUCAAUGGCAACAACUACUACAAGGGAAUUGAUUGGUAUAUGGAAUUCUUUCCAAUCCCACCAAAUGCCACCUCAGAUUUCCUGUUUGAGAAAAGUGCUACAUAUUUUGACAAUGAACUUGUGCCAAUGAGGGCUCACGGACUCAUUCCCAAAGCGAAACUCAUCUGUAUAUUAAUCCAUCCAGCCAAACGGGCUUACUCAUGGUACCAGCAUAUACGAGCCCACAAUGAUCCUACAGCACUAAACUAUACGUUCCUCGAAGUUGUCACAGCGGACGAUUCAGCACCUCGGAAACUCAAAGACCUCAAAAAUAGGUGUCUGCUUCCCGGUAUCUAUGUCCAACAUCUGUCCAGAUGGUUGGACUAUUUUCCUGCUCGUCAAUUAUUCAUUAUUGACGGUGAAUGGCUUAAGAGUCACCCUGUUGCUGUGAUGCACAAUGUCCAAAGAUUUCUACAUAUUGAGCCUCAUUAUAACUACAGUCAGCUGAUAAGGUUCGACCCAAAGAAAGGAUUUUACUGCCAGAUAUUGUCAGAAGACAAAAACAAAUGCUUGGGAAGAGGAAAGGGCCGACUCUACCCUAACAUGAGCAAAAAAGUUACAGGCUACCUGAAACAAUUCUACAGGAAACACAAUGUCGCUUUAUCAAAGUUUCUCAAGAAAAAUCAGUACCGCAUACCGGACUGGCUAGAGGAAGAAUUAAGUCACUAACAUCGUAUUGAUCAUGAUGUAGAAGCCAAUGGAUGUCUCCGUAACUUGUUCUCAUGCUCAAUACUGAUUUAGAUCUCCUGACAAAAUGUGGCACCAUAAUCUCAGAUACUUUUAGUUAUGCUGUGUUUUAAUUUAAACUGCUUUAAUUAUAUCUUCACGCUGGAAAAAGAAGUAAUAUCAAGGUAUCGGAAAAGUAAUAUUGUUAAUCAUGAUUUGAAGAUCUCUAUUUGAAUUUUUUACAUCUGCUGCCAUAGAGCACAUUAAAUCUUAAUUCUCAAUACAUUAGUUAAUAUAACUGAUUACUAAUUAAAUCCAAUAUAUUAAUCUGUUAUCAAAACAUGUUCUUUGUAAACUAAUGGUACCCAUACAUAUGAGGUACACUUCUAUGAAGAUCUUUGGUGAAUUAUUGUGUUACUGUAAAGAAUCGCGUCUCAUUUGCUUUGGUGCUGGGUCAUUUUGCAAUCGUUGAAUAAUGCUAUGACACUGUACACAUGCUGAGUCAUUGUACAUUACAGCAUGUGGCAAUCAGUGAAAAGGUUUUUUUUGUGUGUUUUUUUUUUUAAUGUAAUACGGGUAUAUUGUUGUUAAUACGCUAUGAACAAUGAAGAUGAACCUCCUCUGUGUACACAAAUGUUUGGUUAUACCCCUUCAUAUACCCUUUAGCUUUGUGAGCGUAUGAGACAAUCCCACCACAUAUCUAUAACAGUAAAUAGUGCUAGACUGUCAGAAUCUGAUGGUAUUCCAGGCCCGGUGUACACGUUUAACUUACAGAUGAGCAUUUGUCAUUACUCUAAUGUUUCUACUAUUAUCUGUCACCAUGGUAAUCUGUCACCAUGGUGACAAGAUUAUUAUUUCAUCAUUAACAACCUGAAUUAGCUAGAUAACUUGACAUGACUGUCUCCAAAACCCAUUUGUUAGUACGGUGAAAACCAGACCUUGUUAGUACCUGUGGAAUACUAACUGGAUAUGUGGAAUACCAAUCCCUGUAAGUAUAUGUGGAAUACCAACCCCUCUAAGUAUAUGUGGAAUACCAAACCCUGUUAGUAUAUGUGGAAUACCAAACCCUAUUAGUAUAUGUGGAAUACCAACCCCUCUAAGUACAUGUGGAAUACCAAACCCUGUUAGUAUAUGUGGAAUACCAAACCCUAUUAGUAUAUGUGGAAUACCAACCCCUCUAAGUAUAUGUGGAAUACCAACCCCUGUUAGUAUAUGUGGAAUACCAACCCCUCAUAUGUGGAAUACCAACCCCUGUAAGUAUAUGUGGAAUACCAAACCCUGUUAGCAUAUGUGGAAUACCAACCCCUCUAAGUACAUGUGGAAUACCAACCCCUGUUAGUAUAUGUGGAAUACCAACCCCUCAUAUGUGGAAUACCAACCCCUGUUAGUAUAUGUGGAAUACCAACCCCUCAUAUGUGGAAUACCAACCCCUGUAAGUAUAUGUGGAAUACCAAACCCUGUUAGCAUAUGUGGAAUACCAACCCCUCUAAGUACAUGUGGAAUACCAACCCCUCUAAGUAUAUGUGGAAUACCAACCCCUGUUAGCAUAUGUGGAAUACCAAACCCUGUUAGUAUAUGUGGAAUACCAAACCCUGUUAGCAUAUGUGGAAUACCAAACCCUGUUAGUAUAUGUGGAAUACCAAACCCUGUUAGUGUAUGUGGAAUACCAACCCCUCUAAGUAUAUGUGGAAUACCAAACCCUGUUAGUAUAUGUGGAAUACCAAACCCUGUUAGUAUAUGUGGAAUACCAACCCCUGUAAGUAUAUGUGGAAUACCAACCCCUGUUAGUAUAUGUGGAAUACCAACCCCUCUAAGUAUAUGUGGAAUACCAAACCCUCUAAGUAUAUGUGGAAUACCAACCCCUCUAAAUAUAUGUGGAAUACCAACCCCUCUAAGUACAUGUGGAAUGCCAACCCCUUUAAGUAUAUGUGGAAUACCAACCCCUGUUAGUAUAUGUGGAAUACCAAACCCUGUUAGUAUAUGUGGAAUACCAAACCCUGUUAGUAUAUGUGGAAUACCAACCCCUGUAAGUAUAUGUGGAAUACCAAACCGUCUAAGUAUAUGUGGAAUACCAACCCCUGUAAGUAUAUGUGGAAUACCAACCCCUGUUAGUGUAUGUGGAAUACCAAACCCUGUUAGUAUAUGUGGAAUACCAACCCCUGUUAGUAUAUGUGGAAUACCAAACCCUGUUAGUAUAUGUGGAAUACCAACCCCUGUUAGUAUAUGUGGAAUACCAACCCCUGUUAGUAUAUGUGGAAUACCAACCCCUGUUAGUAUAUGUGGAAUACCAACCCCUCUAAGUAUAUGUGGAAUACCAACCCCUGUUAGUAUAUGUGGAAUACCAACCCCUGUUAGUAUAUGUGGAAUACCAACCCCUGUAAGUAUAUGUGGAAUACCAACCCCUGUUAGUAUAUGUGGAAUACCAACCCCUGUUAGUAUAUGUGGAAUACCAAACCCUGUUAGUAUAUGUGGAAUACCAAACCCUGUUAGUAUAUGUGGAAUACCAACCCCUGUUAGUAUAUGUGGAAUACCAACCCCUGUUAGUAUAUGUGGAAUACCAACCCCUCUAAGUAUAUGUGGAAUACCAACCCCUGUUAGUAUAUGUGGAAUACCAACCCCUGUUAGUAUAUGUGGAAUACCAACCCCUGUAAGUAUAUGUGGAAUACCAACCCCUGUUAGUAUAUGUGGAAUACCAACCCCUGUUAGUAUAUGUGGAAUACCAAACCCUGUUAGUAUAUGUGGAAUACCAAACCCUGUUAGUAUAUGUGGAAUACCAAACCCUGUUAGUAUAUGUGGAAUACCAACCCCUGUUAGUAUAUGUGGAAUACCAACCCCUGUUAGUAUAUGUGGAAUACCAACCCCUGUAAGUAUAUGUGGAAUACCAACCCCUGUUAGUAUAUGUGGAAUACCAACCCCUGUUAGUAUAUGUGGAAUACCAAACCCUGUUAGUAUAUGUGGAAUACCAAACCCUGUUAGUAUAUGUGGAAUACCAAACCCUCUAAGUAUAUGUGGAAUACCAACCCCUGUUAGUAUAUGUGGAAUACCAAACCCUGUUAGUAUAUGUGGAAUACCAACCCCUGUUAGUAUAUGUGGAAUACCAAACCCUCUAAGUAUAUGUGGAAUACCAACCCCUGUUAGUAUAUGUGGAAUACCAACCCCUGUAAGUAUAUGUGGAAUACCAACCCCUGUUAGUAUAUGUGGAAUACCAAACCCUGUUAGUAUAUGUGGAAUACCAACCCCUGUUAGCAUAUGUGGAAUACCAACCCUUCUAAGUACAUGUGGAAUGCCAACCCCUCUAAGUAUAUGUGGAAUACCAACCCCUGUUAGUAUAUGUGGAAUACCAACCCCUCUAAGUAUAUGUGGAAUACCAACCCCUCUAAGUAUAUGUGGAAUACCAACCCCUGUUAGUAUAUGUGGAAUACCAACCCCUCUAAGUAUAUGUGGAAUACCAACCCCUGUUAGUAUAUGUGGAAUACAAAAUCCCAGUAGUAAUUGCUAGUUGUAUAGAACCCCUCAUAUCCAAAAGAUACAUAUCUGGACUUACCAGAAUUCUGCCAUGACCACCUCAUAAUAAGUUUCCCUGCUGUUUUGAAAUCUCACAUUAAAACAAACAACCCAAGCAGUUUGUAUAGGCCGUGUUUUGCUGUAUAAUACCAUGAAAUAUUGCAAAGUGUAAGAUCGGUAUAAAAUUAUUGAGAGAAUUAUUUCAUUUUUUGUUAAUUAGCUCAUGAAUCAUUAAAAUUUGGUUGAGAAUCGGACUUAAGUAACAGGAAAUUAAUUUCUUGGCCUUUUCCUUCAACACUGCAGAUGUUUUUAUAUUCUAUGUAGUGUCUGUAUAUUAGCUACAAGUUUAUAAAAGUAGAGAUUAUAGGUCACCUUACUAGCUCAGGCUAGUAGAAACUUUCCUUUGUCUAGUGGUAGGAUGUUGCGUUGAAAGCAAAACGGUCGCUAGUUCGAGCACCAGCACGGACAGGGUAUUUUUUUCAUUACUCCUUCCUAUUAGAUUUGGUGGCAUUAUAGGAGAUUGAGAUGUUUCAUCGGAGCUAAAUAACCUGGGUUGUGGUUGUCUUUGGGGGCAGAUAUUGUGUGAAGGAGGGAGUAGUGUAAAAAUAGAGAGUAUAGGUCCCUUUGAUAGCUCAGACUAGCGUGGAUUUCACUUUAACCUAGUUGUAGGAUGUUUGCCUUGAGAGUGAGCUGAGGUCAUUAGUCCGAGCCCCAACACGGGCAGGGUAUUUUACUCCUUCCUAUUACACACAGUACCGGUAUGUUGUUACAACUUCAGGCCAUUAUAAAAUGUACUCAGGAGAAGUUACAUCAUGUGUUGAAUCUUGAUAUAACUGUAUAACAGUUGUAUGUAUUGUCGAAUUGUGGACUUAAAUGAUUAGGUAUACAUUGUAAUAUACAACUGUAUGUUUUUUCCUUAAAUUGACUAAACCCUUAGAAACUUUACAAUAAAUUAAAUGCUUUGUGCUUCAUAUUUGUCUACUGUGUAGACAUACAGUUGUCUUAGAAAACAAUACUUUAAAUGCUUUGUACUGUAUAUUUGUCUACUGUGUAGACAUACGGUUGUCUUAGAAAACAAUACCUUAAAUGCUUUGUACUGUAUAUUUGUCUACUGUGUAGACAAACAGUUGUCUUUAUAUUAACCUAGUUAUUAUCAGCCAUUUUCGGACAGGGUGACGUGUUAGAAAACUUUCAAUGGAAUUGACCACCACAGUAAUUGGCUUGGUGGAGGGGAGAUAACUCAAGCCAGAAACUUCCUUUUGAGAUUUGAAUUGCCGGUUUCGAUCUAUUAUAGUAUGUAUUUGUCUGUGCUUCAAUAAGAUAACGAGAAUUUCAAUCAAAAGAACUGGGAGUGGUUUGUCCUAUCUGCUUCAAGUAAUUAGGAACUUUUCAGCGGGGAAAUAUGUGGCAAAAUUCAGAAAGAAAAUGACUUCUGACUUGAAAUAAUAGUUAAAACAAGUUAGAACUGUUAUGUGUAUUGUAUGAAGACAAAGUAAAAUUGAUUGAAUCAUGAUUCCGAAAGUCAGAUGUGAGGGUGAUAAUCUCGCUCCAAAGAAACUCUUUUGUGUAACUUUCUCAAUGCUUUCCUGUGAACAAAUUCUUUGUGAUAAUCAAUAUUUCCCCACACUUUUUUUCUAUACAAAACAGGUAUUUUUUUAAACUUACGCAACACCUGUCACUUUUUUGUCUAUUAAAUAUCUAUGGCAAUAAAAUGGUUGUAAGUCUGUUCUGUCAUCCUGUCUUGCUAGUUUCGUGUAAAUAUGUUGUUAAGAUUCUAUUUAGACUAGAUCCAUUGUGACUGCUAUACAUAUCAAAGGAAAAACAGUUUAACGUUUGAAUUUCUAUGAUGGACUGUGUUGUUUUGUUUGGACAGAAAAUAUGGCUGAAUGCAAAUUUCUUCAUAUAUUAAUUUUCUUUAGAAAGUUCAGAUGGAAUAUUUUAUAUAUUAUUAUCAUAUCCUAGACAUGUCCAUUGAUUAACAUUAGUAAUUAUUUUUUAUGUUGAUUACACCUUAAUGCAUGCGUAUAUAUGGACAUGUUCGACAUUGAUUUCAGUAAUGAAGUUGUUGGAUGGGUUUGAAUGUAGUUCUGUUUCUUCACAACUUAAGCUGUGCCAUCUCAUUGAUCAAUUUCUUGGUAGGACUUGUAUUCAUUUUCUUUCUACAAUUCGCAAUCCCUUUUGGAUGUAUAAAAAUGUAUUCUUUGGGGAAAGAAUUCAUUGACUAUAUCAACGUCUGGGGUAAUAAUGACAGGGCAUGAAUUGGUUGGAGAGAGGAAAUGUUCCUGUGGCACCUAUCAGAAUGGGGAAGGUAAAUUUUAUCCCUGUGGCACCUAUCGGAAGGGGAGGGGAAAUUAUCCAUGUGGCACCUAUCAGAAUGGGGAAGGUAAAUUAUCCCUGUGGCACCUAUCGGAAGGAGAGGGGAAAUUAUCCUUGUGGCACCUAUCGGAAGGGGAGGGGAAAUUAUCCCUGUGGCACCUAUCAGAAGGGGAGGGAAAAUUAUCCUGUGGCACCUUUUGGUAGGGGAUUGUAACUUACUCAAUGUCACAUUUUGGUUUGGAGGGAAAACUAUAGGAGUAAAUGUACAUAUUUUUUUUUUUUGUAAAAAAGGGGAUUAUAAACCUUUCAGCUUCAAUAUUGGGAUAUACUGUAUGUACAUCAUAUAAGUUGUAUUUGAUUCAUGAAAUUGUUUUAUUUUUGUAUUGUAGUACCUGUCAUGUGACAUAUCACAUGAUCACCACUGGUUGUGAUAUUUUAAAGGUGUCAUAUAACAUAUGGUUACUACCAUAGAAACAGAGUAUAUCUCUGGGGACUAUUUUUUCAAUUUGAUUCUAGUAUAAAUGAAUAGGAUUUGACUUAAGGAAAAUGUUGUGAGUCAAUACAUUAAUCCAAGAUGUUGAUAUUAACUUAAAUGAGUGUGUGCAUGUCUAUCAAUGCUAUUUAUGUAGGAAUUACCUGUUAAAGGUAUUAGUUAUUUAUGUGGUGUGAGUCGUGUGUCAGUCCAAAGUGAUCGAGUGAUGAUUGUAAUGUGUCAUAUCUGUAAUUAUUGGUAUCAAAUUACAUUGUUGAAAGUUCUACCAAAGAGCAGAUAAUGAUAGAAAUGUUAAAUCAAAUCUUUGUCCAUUUAUUGGAAAGAUUUCAAAGUAUCGAAUAUGAACUUAUCAAUUUACUCAUGAAUACUUGUUUGAAGAUCUCGUCCUUGUUUAUCUGUCAAUCUUCCUGUGUUAGAUCUAUUCUGUUCUGGCUUUAAGAUAUAUGUCAUUCUCAAAUUAUGAAGUAUAUUGUUUUGGAAAUUCAUCAUUGAAAUUUUCAAAAACUGUGAAUUUGCUAAUUGCUACAUAUGUAAUCAAGAAAUUGAAAUUACCUUGUACUUACUGCCCCCUUAAUCUGUGAUAUCAAUAUCAAUAUCACCAAGGAUAAUGCUACAAUUUCCGAGUUUUGAGAUUUUCAAGGGAGGCAAUCUUGCCAUCUCCAUAUGAGCUAUACAUUGUUUGUGUUAGAUUUCAAGAAAAGAGACAUGUACAAUUGUAUGUGUAGAAUUUAUGAAUUUGAUAUUUCUCCUUAUUUUAUUAGUUUGCCAAUGACCCUGCCUUACAGGUGUGGACAGUGUAAUCAUUUCAUUCUUCUCCCCUUAUGAAUCUUUUCAGACUUUUUAUCCACUUUAACUUGGCAUUAAGCUAUUAUUGAGGCAAAGGUAGUAUGUAUAUAUGUCAAAGUCAAGAUACCUGUUGCACAUGCCCAGUGUCAAUGCGACGUGGACAAAUAACGAAUUAUAUCAACUUUGCUUAGUGUACGAAACUACAUAGAAAUGCUGUCUCUCUCUCUCUCUCUAUAUAUAUAUACUGAGUAGAUCAACAGGUUACAUUAAGUAGAUCCUGUAAUAGAUUUAGUUGAUAGUCUAGCAACUGUUACACCUGUUGAAUUUGGUUAAAAAAUACUCAUUGAUCUACAUUAUGUUACCUAAGGCCAGUGUUUAUAUUAAAACACAAAUCAUCUUUAUGUUGGGGACCAAUACCUUGUACAAGUUCCCAUCAAAUACAUCAUUUGUUUAUUUUUGUCGUUGAAUAGUGUGUAGCAAUAUAUAGUUACAUUAAUGUGGGAAAGACUGCCCGACUUGUACCCCCUUUUCACCCCAAGAUUGAUUAUCCAAUAUCUUGUUUUUUCUAUCGUACAGAAAAAAAUUCUCACCAAAGAUUUAAGUGUAAGCAGUUUAAAGUUUUUAAAUAUUAACUUCCCUGUUAUUCAAAUAAUUAUCGUUUAAAAUGUUUUCAAAUCAAUAAUGGUGAAAGUGCGAAACACUGCUCGAAAUUAUUUCACUAAAAUGUUAAGUUUUAGAAUUAUAAAAUGAAAUUUUUAAAUGUUUAAAUAUGCCAGAUAUUGUUAUAUAUUGUGUACCAAGUAAAUUAUGAAGUAAUCUGCCAGUUUGGUUGAUUAGGACAAGACUCGGUAUUUAGAUGAGGCUGCCUCUUUCUGUAUAUAUUUGGUAAUUUUAUAGACAGCUUACCAUUUUAAGUUGUUCAUUUUAUGUUGAAAAUGCAUGCCAAAAAUUGUUUUACCUUUUAUAUUAUGUACAAGUAAAAACAAAAUAAAAACAAAAUAAAAACAAUGAAAUGACGUAAUGUAAAUUGUUAUUUAUUUCUAGCCCAUCAUCAGAUGGCGGCAGUUCAAAUCUCUCUUCUUCUGUAGUCCAUAACUGUGAGGGAUCUUGGCGCCGACUAUUGAAGGAUCCAUAUCAGUCAAAUGAAAGACUGAUCUUUUCUCUUCUUUUCACUUCUUUCACUCUUGCUUCAAAACAUUUAAUAACUUUAUAUAACACGAUAUAGCAGGAGCAACCUGCAAUUGGCAAAAUCCAAGAUGGCCACCUGUCGGCCAUGUUGUUUUCCGAUCAGUCCCAAAAUGCAUUGUGCAAAUCUAGGUACCAAGGGGAACCUGAGAAAGACCCCUUUAGUUCUUUUUGAAAUAGUAAUAACAAACUUCAAUUGUCAAAAUCAAAGAUGGAUGCCUGUCGACCAUGUUGUUUUCCGAAGUCAUAAAAUGCAAUAUGCAAAAUUAAGGACCAAGGGGAACUUGCAUAUGAAAUUUGAGAAAGAUCCCUGCAGCAUUUUCUGAGAAAUAGCGGUAACAAGAAUUGUUUACAGAGGGAGGGACCACGGACGCAGGACAACUUGAAUAGCCCACCAUCCGAUGAUAGUGCAUAAGCGAUAUUUCUUGAAAAACACCUGUGUGUGAGAGAGAGAAAGAGAGUAUGUGUGUGGUGUGGUGCGUGUUAAACAAAUGAAGAAGAAACACUAUUUUUGAUUUUUUUUUUAUUAUUUCUGCUUGAAAGGAGAAAGGUGGAAGAUUACUGUAACAAAAUUUAGUGUUUUCUUCAAAUGAAUAACUUCAAUAAAUAUAAAUUAUUGAAAUGAAGACUUUUUAUAAUUAUUUACAUUUCAUUAAACUUAAUAACAAAAGUUCCACCAAUAAUUUUCCUAAAAAAGGAAUAUCACUACUACUCUCAUAAAUCUGAAAACAUUUAAAACCAGAAAAAGAACCCAACAAACUUUUAUAUACAGCACUUGUGUGUAUAAAUGGACAUAUAUUUUUCUAAUGACGGACAUGCAUUUACUACAGAUCUUCAAUGAGUAUUGGGCAAACAUUGAACCUUUGUAUUGGUUUUCAAUAACAAGAUGAACAAGUUCAACAGAUGAUGUGUCAAAAGUAUGAAAAGGCAUUUCGUUGUGAAAUGGUACUAAGACUUGGAUCAUGGUAUUAUAGACACUAGAACAAUUAUUCUAACAAAUAAUGUGUCAUAACCAUGUGUUUUAAGAAUGCAGUCAAAAGUUUUCAUUAAAAAGAAUUGACAUCUUAUUGGUCCUGUACAGAAGAAUUGGACAAUUCUCAUUCAACUAUCCUAUGUACUGAAAUAACGUGGAGAAAAAGUAGGUGAUACUGGUCGUUAUAAUGUGGUCCUUGUUCUAGAGGCUGAUUAUGACAGAUGGACGUGUGAACAGCAGUAAUGUGGUACCCACAUGCCUUAAUGUACAAACUUAUAGGAUGUUCACUGAAACUAGUAACAUGUAGAUUGAACAGAAUAUAUUCCAUAUCUAGUUCCUAUAUGGUAAAAUAUUAUGUACCAAAGAACAGUGUAGAACACAAUAGUUUUAUCAGACCGAGAUGAAAACAAGUUCUUGAAAAAAUACUUUGAGAUGAGUAUUCAUGAAUCCAAUGCACCCAGCCUUUUAUGCAUAAACCAAGGCAGAAAACAUGAACAUGAAUCAUUUCCAUAUAAAACAUCUGUUGAGCUCUCCGCUAAAUGCGCUAUUUUUGAUUAAAUAUUCAUGCUGGUGUCAUGAAAUAUUUGAUAUAUUGAAUGUAUGAUAUUUGUUCUUAAAUGCGAUUAGCCCUGUUAUCUUUAUCGUGCUUAAUGGUGUUUGCGUGGAAUGAAUAAUACCAACGGACUUGUACAACCUAAACCACCUGUAAUAUUGUAUACAGUUGGAAUGUUAUUUAUCUAAUAUAUCUCAAUAAAAUCAUUUAACCAGUAACUUUUAUUAGAAACACAAAUUUUGAUACACAACACAAUGUGAAGACGCCAUGAGAACACCUACACUAAAAAACAUUUAAAUUGUACAUAAUUUAAAUUCUGUCAUUUCUUUCCAGUAAUUCACUUGUGACAAUAUCUUUGAUCAACACAAUGUCAUAAAAAAAUUCCUGUACUUAAUGUCAUGUUUAUUUUCAAAUACUGUACCAUGAAAAAAAAACUAAAUAAAAUCCUUAUGAAAUUUUCUGAUAAGACACACUUCCUAAAUACUGGUACAUGUAUAUGAAAUGUGUUUUGAUUAACACCAAUCACAAUUUAACCACUGGAAAUAGUAGCAAAACUUUAUACCAGCAUAUCAUCUGGGUAAUUUUAAAGGCAAAUUUUACAUAGAUAUGCAAGUUCAGUAUAUAUAUGUAAUUUUACUCUGUGUAUAUGUAAGGUACAUAUCUGACUAUAAAUACCUGGUACAUGGUCAUGAUGUGUAAUAAACACAUUAAUGAAACAAACAUAUUGGGUACAACUGUUAAAUAUACAUUCCCAUUCAGUAUAAAUAGCCAGUAACGUACAGUGAUACACAGUCUAUAUACACAUUGAUGUAAUACAUUGUCUACAUACCCAGUAAUGUAAUACAUUGUCUACAUACCCAGUAAUGUAAUACAUUGUCUACAUACCAAGUAAUGUAAUACAUUGUCUACAUACCCAGUAAUGUGAUACAUUGUCUACAUACCCAGUAAUGUAAUACAUUGUCUACAUACCCAGUAAUGUGAUACAUUGUCUACAUACCCAGUAAUGUAAUACAUUGUUAACACACCAUGUAAUGUAAUACAUUGUCAACACAUUAAGCAAUAUAUUAUGUGUGACAGUUGUUUUGCUAAAAUUCUUUAAAACCAACUUUGACUUUGAUAUUUCCCUCAGGUAGAUAAUAUACAUGUACAAUCUGUACAAAUGACCACUGAGUCGAGCAUAAUGUGUUUCCCCUAAUAUGAAAUAUAGCCACACAUUAUGUGUCUCCCCGAUAUGUAUUUACUGACAUUGUAGUCUACUUAACAACUGUCACCAUCACAUACAUUACUAUCAGACCCAGCACUUGUAUCACCAUCACAUAUUCACAUUAAAGCUGGCUCACUGAUUACAUACCGACUCGACCACAAGUCACCAUACGGACAAUGGCUGCCACAUACUUGCAACAUACUUUAUGGUUUACCCUGUGAAACACCAACUUUGUA